Messenger RNA from Corvus hawaiiensis (hawaiian crow), 7323 nucleotides. RefSeq names its product calcium/calmodulin dependent protein kinase kinase 1 (gene CAMKK1). Gene Ontology annotation, molecular function: protein kinase activity; ATP binding. The coding region runs from base 1035 to 2669 and encodes 544 amino acids. NCBI's taxonomy places the organism in Eukaryota, Metazoa, Chordata, Aves, Passeriformes, Corvidae. The transcript is spliced from 17 exons. The record is from RefSeq and is a predicted model, not a curated record. Gene Ontology annotation, biological process: CAMKK-AMPK signaling cascade; protein phosphorylation; activation of protein kinase activity.
AACAUUUCCAGCAGCAACUUGGCUGUUCCAAAGUCCUUGACCUCCUCUGAACUGCUCUGUGGCCCUGGUAUCUCCCAGGCUGAGCAGUGCUGGUAGUUGGAAAGUUUGAGCCAAAUAACAUCAGCUCUCCUGAUGUCUUCCAGCCUAACAGUACCUGGCUCUUCCUGCCCUGCACAGCCCCAUCCCCUGGCUAGACAGUCCUGUGGAGAUUCACCAGAGCCAAAGGAUUUGUGGGGAUCUGCUGAGUAGGUCCUGGAGGCUAGCAGGAAGCCAAGAGCUGGAACACAGGCCGGUGAGCUGGAGGGGGGUGGGAAAGCCUGUCCAGAAGGGACUCUGAAGGACCUCUGUUAAGUCUGAACAGCCACAGCAUCACACAGUUGGGAACCUGACUGCAAAACGUGGAGCCUUAAAGGAUGUGACUGGGAAAGGAACAAAACACCCUCUGUCAUGCCCCUGGGCUCUAUGGCCUUGGGAAUCCACAUUCUCCUUGCCUUGUUCCUGUGCACAGCUGGGAACACUGUUGGAUAUCACUGGGACCAGCUGAAGACAGUCAAGGACUAAGUGUGAACCAGCAAACUCUCAGAAGCAAAGGAGUUACUUUACUUUGGAAGCUGCAAUGGAAACACCUCCUAGGCAUUGGGGAGGGUGGUGCUGAUGCUGAUGAAAGCAGAUUCCUGACAUGAAUACCAGAUGGAAUGCAGCUGCUGCUUCAUGUGAGAAGCUGGAAGCCUUUGGGUUCCCCAUACCUCUCGCAGGUGCUGGGAAGCAGCUGCUCCUUCCAUAGUGCCAGGCAGGUCCUACAUCCAGCUCUGCAGUGUGUUAAACCAAACAUGCUCUGGUGAUUGGGCUGGGCAGAGUCUCCUGUCAAAUUAAUUUGUUCUGGCUACAAUUUUGUCUGCUUGGAAACUUGUCAUUUUCUAGCCUUUCAAGACCACCUCCCAGAGAGCAUGGGAAUUGUAUUUCAUGGAGCCUUUGAGCACUAACAUCGCUGCUCUCUGUGUGACCAUCUGAGACCAAACGAGCUGGACACAGCCAUGGGGGACUCUGCAGCAAAUGCUGUGGAUGGAGGCAUGGACACACAGACUGAACUGGUGGAGAGGGUGGCAGCCAUAGAUGUGUCUGUUGUCCCAGACAGAAGUGACCAAAAUGGUGAAGAAAAUGACACAGUCUUUUCUGAUAACAUAAAGGACAUCCAAAGAAAUGGAGUCAGCAGUGACAUGGGAAUCAAUGAACUUCUGCCUUCCCAACAGUCAGAAGAUGCUCACUUGAGGCAUAUUCCCAAGAGACCUCUAACUAGACCUGGUCUAUCAAGUAGGAAGUUGUCCCUUCAGGAAAGAUCAUCAGGAGGUUAUUUGGCUUCUAGCAACACUCCAGGUUGUGGCCCUUAUGCCACAGGGCCAUCACCACGUAUAAUGAGGAGACCAACAAUAGAGUCCAAUCGGGUCUCUAUAUCAGACUCUGAGGACUGUGUGCAAUUAAACCAGUACAAGCUGCAGAGUGAAAUAGGCAAGGGUUCCUACGGCGUUGUGAAACUGGCCUACAACGAGAACGAUGACAAGUAUUAUGCUAUGAAAGUCCUCUCCAAAAAGAAGCUCUUGAAGCAGUAUGGAUUUCCACGUCGGCCUCCUCCCAGAGGGUCAAAAGCAUCCUCCGGAGAGCAGCCCAAACCCAUGGCACCCCUGGACAGAGUCUAUCAGGAAAUAGCCAUCCUAAAGAAGCUGGACCACAUCAAUAUCGUUAAGCUGAUAGAGGUCCUUGAUGAUCCUGCAGAGGACAACUUGUACAUGGUGUUUGACCUCAUGAGGAAAGGGCCUGUCAUGGAGGUGCCCAGUGAGCAGCCCUUCAGCGAGGAGCAGGCUCGGCUCUACUUCCGAGACAUCGUGCUGGGCAUCGAGUACUUGCACUACCAGAAGAUCAUCCACCGGGACAUCAAGCCUUCCAACUUGCUCUUGGGAGAUGAUGGCCAUGUCAAAAUUGCUGAUUUUGGUGUCAGCAAUCAGUUUGAAGGGAAUGAUGCCCAGCUUUCCAGCACGGCAGGGACACCAGCCUUCAUGGCACCGGAGGCCAUCUCACAGACUGGCAAAAGUUUCAGUGGAAAGGCACUGGAUGUGUGGGCCAUGGGAAUCACCCUGUACUGCUUUGUUUAUGGGAAGUGCCCUUUUAUAGAUGAAUAUAUUCUGGGUCUUCAUAAUAGGAUCAAGACCAAGCCUGUGGAAUUCCCAGAAGAAGCACAGAUAAGUGACGAGCUCAAGGAACUGAUACUGCGCAUGCUCGAUAAAAGUCCAGAAACAAGGAUAACAGUCCCUGAAAUAAAGGUGCACCCCUGGCUGAGCAGGGGCGGCGCGGAGCCACUGCCGCUGGAAGAGGAGCACUGCUCCGUGGUGGAGGUCACCGAGGAGGAGGUCCAGAACUCUGUGAAGACCAUCCCCAGCCUGCCAGCUGUGAUCCUAGUGAAGGCCAUGCUAAGGAAACGCUCCUUUGGGAAUCCCUUCGAGGUCCAGACGAGGCGGGAGGAGAGAUCCAUGUCUGCUCCAGGGAACCUGCUGAUGGACAGAUUCCUCUUAAACACAUCUGUAUAUUUGCAUCCAUCUUUAAGAACACAAGGGAGCAGAGAAGCAGCCAGGGACCCGGAGCUGCCGGACGUGUGCGAGGACGAGGCCACGUCCUGAGGCCGCCCGGCUGCCGCGGGCAGGCCGCGCACGAGCCGCCGCCGCCGUGCCCAUCGUGGUGUCACAUCGCCCUCAUCACCCAGCCCGGGGCCUGCACAGCAAAUCCAGAACCAGACAAACCCACCUGAAACGGACCAAGCCAGAAAGCCAGGCAGGAGGAUCAGAGCAGCGCCGAGGAGCAGAGCGAGGCCCUGCAGCUCCUUGGGCAAGGUGUCCGUGGCUCCUCCGUGCGUGUGCCUUGCUCUCCACUCGUGCUUCACCUCGGGGCUCUGUCAGGGGUCUUGGCUGAGGAAUGGGGGUUCGUUUGUCUCAAGGGUCCUUUUCCCCCGGACACUUUGUCCUUGCGUUUUUGCGUUCUCUACUUCAAGCAUCAGGAAGAAAAAAAUGGCAUUGGAGCCAGGUUUUGUGUCAGAGGGCAACUGUUUUAUUUAAUGCACAGGUAAAGUACUUGUGUCCAUCAGGAGUCCUGCUCCUGGUGUGGAGUCAAUGGCAAAAUGCCUAUGGGUAUCAGUGAGGAUGAGAUCUUGCUGCUGGAGUGAACACUGUCCCUCCCUAUGCCUUUUUCUUUCUCUUUCUUCCCUUUUUCCUCUUACUCCUCAGUUUUGCACAGUCUCAGUCCUGCCCCCAGCUAUGGCUUUAGUCAGGGUAGUGCUGUAAAGCAGAGGAUUCCCUGGAUGUGCAAUGAGCCUUGGAGUGUCACAGAGCUCUGGAGCAUGGGGAUAUGCUGCUGCACACAACAGCUUAGUGCUCCAGGGACAUCUGCCAGGGCUGCACUUCCUAAAGAGCUGGGAAUGCACCCCCAUCAGCUGCACCCAGUCCUGCACCCAUGGGCCUUGUUCUCCAGCUGAAAAGAGUGGCAGGUUUGGGGCUUUAUUUUAUUUCAAUUCCUUCUCUUCACUCGUUUCUUGUGUACCUGAUGCUUUUAAACUUUAAUUUCCUGAAAAUGACCCAAACUGGGAGAGGUUCCUAGGAUGGAAAAUGUUCGUGGAGGGAUUUUGGAAAGCUACAGAGCACAAGUUCCCAACUUGAUCUUUUGAUUUUUUUUUUUAAAGGCUUUAAUUUUUAAUUUUAUUUUUAUGCAUGGGCUGAUGCUGCUAUUUUAUCCAUAGAUUGCUUCUAAACUUGGGGUUAGAAGCUUCAUCUCAACAGUUUGACAACAGGUAAGAGAUUGCACUUAAAAAGGCAAAUGCAAAAAGGCAAAUACAGCCAUUUCUGUGGCUGUUGACUGUAAAGACUGUGUGGAUAAUCAGGAAUUUCACUCUUCCAUUCAGAAAGUAAAAACCAGUGACAUCCAUCUGUCAAAAUAUGUGUCAUUAUUUUCCCUUGAGCUUUGUGGUGUCUGAACAUGCCCCUGGGAAGCCAGUGGGAUUGGAAUCUUAUUUUAUAGUACUUAAAGAAAGGACAUGAUUAAAUUUGGUUCCUACAUAAUCAUCUUAGUGUCUGUUUUUAGGUUAAUCCUGAGGACUUGGGACUUUGUUCCCUCAUUUUUUGUGCAGGGGGACACGUGUACGAGGGCUGUUGGUAGUGACUGGUAUAUCCUGGUGUUCCUGUUCUGUUUGCUGCAAUCCAAUUUGGUGGUUCCCAACAUUUCAUAGCUGGGCUUUGCUGCCAGUGCUUUUUGUCUGUCCCCAGCCUGUCACCUCCCCUCAGUCAUCCUCAGCCACGUCAGUGGGAUGCCCAGCAGUCACCAGCCUGGGCUCUUCCUCUCCUCUCACCUGUAAAUAUUGGCAAAAUGGGAAAUAACAUUGCAGCUUCUGCCUUUAAUGAAGGAGGCCUUUAAUGCUGAAAGCUGGCACUGCUGUUGGAUCCUGUAAAGGUUACUGCUGUGGGCCUGAGCUCUGCACUGCUGCCUCCAGGUGCUAAAUCCUGCCUGUUUGUGUCUGCACCAGCUGUGAGCUCAGCAUCUGCUGAGGAACCUGGUCCUGCACCAGGGGCAUGCCCUGAUGCUUCCCCCAGCCUGAGAGACAGCACCUUCUGCUUGGAUCCUGCUGCCUUGCAAUGAAGAUUUAAGUACCCAGAGGUAGAGAGUGAAAAUUCUGAAAGCACAGGGGGGGUUUGCAAAUGGGAAAGAUUGUCCAGGUGGAACCACUGCCUGUGGAUGUGACAGUCUCUGGAUAUAAACUGGUCUGUGCUGGGGUGCCACCAGCUCCUGCUGCACAGGAGCAAGCCAAGCUGGGCAAACUGUCCUCCAGUUUGUGGAAAAAACUACUUUCUCCAGCUGGUGUCCCCAGGACAGGGCCAGGGAGUGACCUUGGAACAAGGACACAUCCCAGGAACCUGCCCUACCCCAGGCAGAAAAGGGAGUUCUGGUAAUCCUGAUCCCUGUGGAACUUCUGAAGUCUAAGCAAUACCUGGGUUGCACUCAAAGAGAUCUAAGAGUGCAAACAUGAGGUUAGUUAUUGUAUUUUUAAUCUGUGGCAAGAAUAAUUUGCUAAUCCAGGCAGUUGGGGUUAUUUUAGUGAUGCCCAGGGGAUGGGAGCUGGUGGGGCAAGGCUGCAGGAAGGCUGUUCUCAGCCUCAAUUAAUGCAACCAAACGUCAUAAAUGAACUCCAUCUCGUGUUUCUUUAGUGGUACCUAAAUCCAUCGCUUCACUUUUGGAGGGGAAUGGAUGUUUUUUAUGAUUAUCUCAAAAUCUCCUCUGAAAUAUUUGUCCUUUCAGCUAAAACAAAUCCCUCUGGAGCUGUUCCCACAGGUCCAAGUACCAACCUCUUGAGUUGUGCAGCUGAGCUCUGAGCUCGUGUCACAAACAGCAGCCUGAAAACUUGCAUGAAAUGAGAUGAAGAAGGUGCCCUGGCAGCAGGAGAAAGGCAGAAAUAGGCUCUACUUCUCACUCAGCUGCAAGGAAAUCCUUGCUUGUUUAUGUGCAUGUUAGAGCAGCUCAGAGCAAUGCUGGUUCUGCUCUGAAGAAAGGAAGAGACUGAAGAGAGGGGAUUUAUCUGAGAAUAAACAUCCCUGGCAAGGCAGCGCUUUUAGCUCUUGAGGGAAAUCAUUCUCUUUAGCUGGAUGGGUAAAUAUUUGUCUGCUCCUCUCUGUGAUGGAGGGGAUGGGGUUCAGUGUGGGCUCUGCAGAGCAGCGAGCAGAGCUGCCGUGGCACACUCAUGCUUUGGUGUGUGUCCUGUGUUUUUCCCCUCCAAAUCCUCACCUGUGCUGUUCUGGAGCAGUGGGAUGCUCUGGCCUGUGUUAGCUGGGCUCAGAGUCCCAGGGAGCACCAUUGCAUCUGGUCAAGUUUUCCAGACUCUUCCAGCUUGAGGAUGAUUUCCUUGAAAGGAAUUUCUCAUUUGGGGGAAUAGCACAUCUCUUUGGUCUCCAGGAGAUAGAUUUCUUUGUCUUGCUCAGUUAAUGGCUCUAGGCCUUUGGUUUUGGGGGGUACUGCUAAGUAAAAUUCCUGGUCAAGUCUCUUCUGUCCUGCACUGAGGAAUGCCCAGUCCAUGUCUUUAACCCUUUGGGCAGGAAUGUGCUGCUGUGAAUGUCACACUUGCAAACAGAUGAGGUUUUCAGCAUCAGGGCUGCUGGUGGGAAAGCUGACUUUGUGUAGGGCUGCAAGCAGAGGGAGCCUGGUGGGGGACAGUGUUGCUGCUCCAUGCAAAACAAACUGUGGCUCCAUAACACGACUUCCAGGGUGGGAUUUCAUUCCUUAUUUAUUGCCAGACUUGCAAGGAGGAGCUGCUGAGAGAAAUUUCAUGUUCCCUCAGCACAAUUCUGCAUCCUGAAGCCAUCAGCAGCGCUGCCAUGGGGGAAUUUCUCCAUUUGUGGUGUGUGGCUGGGAGCUCAUUUGCUCUCCCCAGCUCAGUGCUUUCCCUCCCAUCUUACCCAAAAACCCCAGGAGCUUUGUCCCACCAGCCCAGGGGCUUUGUUCCAGCCCCUUAGAGGCCCAGGCUCCCCCAGGGUUGGGGAUCUCAGUAAAUUUCCCAAGGCAGGAGGGCUGUGCUGGGGAAUGCCACAGAGCCCAAGCACUUCUGGUGUGCAGCAGAGAGACUGGAAAGGAGAGCGUGGAGGGUUUGUGUGGAAAUAGACCUUGGUUUAGGUGCCAAACUUCUCUGCUUUAGCAGGGCCCAUUUGCAGUGGAGUUUGCUGAGCAAAGCAGUGCAAGGCAUUCCUUUCUGGGCCAGAUCCUCCUACACAAGUCCAUGCUUGGCUCGAGUCCCUCCCAGGCUGAAUUAACCUGGAUUAUGCCAUGACCCUGUUGCUCUGAAUGCAGCCUUCCAUGGGAUGAGGGAAGGAAAGCAGCUCAUCAGUCGCUGCCUUGCUCCUUCCCUUCCUGAAGAAAAGCCAUGUACACUCAGAGCUGCUGCUGGCAGAGCCCAGACCCUCCAUCCCAUCAAUCAAAGCGUUCCCAAAAAAUGGUGUAAAUUCAAGAAGACAUGAAUUGCAACUCUUGAGGGUAUAAUACAGAUCCUCUGUGCCGUAAUUUUGCUGCUCUUUCUGAUUUCUAGGCCUGUUCUGUUGGUAUUUCAGUCUCUCGUUGCACUUGAUGUUGAACCUCUGCCCCUGUAUGUGCUCUGCUAUGAUUCCAGCAUGAUGUAAAUGCACUCAGUACUGUGACAGCACGUGGCUGUUGCACUGUAAAUAUGUACCAUGAAGAGAGAGGCUAUUUUUUGCAUGCUUUUGUACCGUAGACCUGAUGAGAAAAUGACAAUAAAUUCCACAGAGAUGA